AAUACCAGUAGGGAUAAAGUGUGAUAGUGAGUUAGUAUAGCGGCGCGCACACGCAUUAUAGCCAUUUUCCUGUUGAGUCCUCUCUCCACUCUCCGCCACGUUGUUUCCCCUGUACGUGUGUGUGUCGCAUUCUCCUGCGCACAACCAGCGUUAUGUUUGUGAUGAGGCGGGAAAUGGCGUCCACAGACAUGGGUGAUCAGUGACUGAGGCACCGAGCGACUGACACAGCUGCCGGCAGCAACAACCAACGGCCCGGCCCGGAUCGGUGGCCGCCGAGAGCUGACAACGCAGCGGCAACAUUUGAGGAGCUCCUAAAAAAAUCAUCAAAUUUUCUAUGUGACGUUGGAGCAUGAUGAGGCUGAGAGUGCGAAAAGCUCCUCAGCAGCCGAACAUAGGCCGUCGAACACAGCCGUCCCAGGCCAAACGGAAACACUGUGAAGUGGAGCCCUCCCCAGUGAGAGGUCGAGGCAAGAUGCAGAAGAAUGAAACCGGCCUGUUCUCCACGAUAAAGAAGUUUAUCCGUGGAAAUGCCGUCAAGGUGGAGCAGGAUAUCCCCGCCAAGAGAAGUCGUAUUGAUUGUAAUUCUGAUAGUGAUCUAAUCACUUCAACACCACAGACUAGAGGCCUUGCCAACAAAUCAGUCGCCAGAGUGUCCCGGAAAAGUCCAAACAAAGAUACAAUGACCUGCAACAGUAAACCCAUUAAACCCAAUGGUAAACUGGAGGCUCCUGUCGAGGCAGCAAGCAGCCCACCACGCACCACCCUUCUAGGAACCAUCUUCUCCCCUGUCUUCAACUUUUUCUCACCAGCAACCAAAACUGCUACUCCUGGUUCAGACUCUCCUGGCCAAGCGAUGGAGGCAGAGGAAAUCAUGAAACAGCUGGACAUCGAGCAGGCAGAGGAAAUCCCGAGUAGCACCCUCACGUCCACAGAGGGCAUCACUCCGUGUCACACGGCCCCGGUUUUACCACAGAGGCUUCAGAUGCCGCCUGACACUACCAUAGAAGAAGGGGAAAUCGUCACUGAAUCUGACAUGCCACCACUAACAGCAGUUCCUGGGUGCAUGCCAGACGGCAGUUACCGACACACGUUACCUCCAGCCCCUGCAGAAACCUCGUAUGAUGAGGACUGGGAAGUCUUUGAUCCGUACUUCUUCAUCAAGCACGUGCCUCCACUGACAGAAGAGCAGUUAACACGUAAACCAGCGCUACCUUUAAAAACACGCAGCACACCAGAGUUCUCCCUCGUCCUGGACCUGGACGAAACUUUGGUCCACUGUAGUUUGAACGAGCUAGAAGAUGCAGCCCUGACAUUCCCUGUGCUCUUUCAAGACGUCAUAUACCAGGUGUAUGUUCGGUUGAGGCCCUUUUUCCGCGAGUUUCUGGAACGCAUGUCACAAAUGUAUGAGAUUAUUCUCUUCACGGCGUCGAAGAAAGUGUACGCUGACAAGUUGCUCAACAUCCUGGACCCGAAGAAACAGCUGGUCAGGCACAGACUUUUCCGUGAGCAUUGUGUGUGUGUUCAAGGAAAUUACAUAAAAGACCUGAAUAUCCUCGGACGGGAUCUUUCCAAGACGAUAAUAAUCGACAACUCACCCCAAGCCUUCGCCUAUCAGCUUUCUAACGGGAUCCCUAUCGAGAGCUGGUUUGUGGAUAGAAAUGACAAUGAACUUCUCAAGCUUGUCCCUUUCCUCGAGAAGCUGGUGGAGCUGAAUGAAGAUGUCAGACCGCACAUCCGAGAACAGUUUCGCUUGCACGACCUGCUCCCUCCAGACUGAACUCAUGUUCCUCUUUGAAGUCCGAGAUGGUAUCAACAUUGGAAAAUAAAAAAUCCCAGAAGGAAAUAUUCAAUGGAUUUUCUCUUUGCAAACAAAACAUUGCCAUUAUAAUCAUUAGAUUUUUUUUUCCUUGAAUCAUGAAAAAAAAAAAAGAAAAUAAGGAGCUAAGUUUGAGUCAGAAAGCCCUGGACGUUUUUAAACCAGACUGAGAACAAACAGAUGAGCUCACUGCGGCAGACUUUUCACUUUCUGCUCGCUUCUUUUUAGUCCGAGGUUUGAAGACGGCCUCCUUGAAGGUAUUUUGUCUUUUUAAGAACCAUUUUGGAUUGACUAAUCUGAAUGUCAUGCAGUGUUGGAUUAUAUGGACCCUGACGGCUUCAGCCUGACCCCGUACGGCCAGUCACACUUGUAUAGUACUCGCUCUUGUAAAUAUUUGUACAUAGUAUUUUUCUUUAAGGUUUUUAAGUCGUUUUAUUUUCACUUCAGGUUUUAGUAUGUAAUCUCUGAUUGGGUUGCUUUUACAAACCAACAAAAUGUUAGUGUGUUUUGUUUGCGGCUGUGGAUAAAACGGCUGCGUUUCUGUUGUAUGCCUGCAUUAUUCCUGUGAUGCUUUACUCCAUUACAUGCAGCUGUCUGUAUUAAGGUGCAGUUUUCUUUUAUAAAAAAAAUAUCUUUGGGAGGAAAAUGUUUCUGAAACGAUAUUUUAAAACUGUAUGUAAUGUUAGCUAGCAUAGGGUCUGAACUGAAUACGAAGCCAUAAUGGCUAAAUUCUAAUUUUUGAGAUUUCUAUUUGAGAGUCCAAGUCCGAUUUCGACACCUUGAUCGUCCUCUUCAAUGAGGGGAAGGGGGGGGGGGGGGGGGGGGGGGGGGGGGCUUCAGGCAUCUUGCACUUUGACAUCCAGCCCUUUGUAAGUUGAUGUGAAAUCUUGUCACUUUUCUACACAGGUGUGUAUCACCUCAGUUUGUUAUGUGUGUGUGGGCGGGGGGGAUGAAAUUGUAGCACCAGCAAAUUGCCAACAUGUUUGCUUUGAAAUGUUGUUUUCAAGACGUCUUGUAUGUGGGAUCUUUACGAUGUAGGAGUCACACGUUUUAUUGACUAUUGAAUGAUCACUCCUGUUGUAUUCAGUGUUACUUAAUGGUUUCCUUGAAAAUAAAUUCAUUUUUCUACGA
This is a messenger RNA of Notolabrus celidotus (New Zealand spotty), 2947 nucleotides long. It is a transcript of the gene ctdspl2a, whose product is annotated as CTD (carboxy-terminal domain, RNA polymerase II, polypeptide A) small phosphatase like 2a. Lineage: Eukaryota; Metazoa; Chordata; Actinopteri; Labriformes; Labridae. Gene Ontology annotation, molecular function: phosphoprotein phosphatase activity. The record is from RefSeq and is a predicted model, not a curated record. The coding region runs from base 350 to 1777 and encodes 475 amino acids. The transcript is spliced from 13 exons.